ACCGUAUAAACAAUUCUGGCAUCACUUUGUCUGAUGAGAAUAGUAGAAGCACUGACCAGCCUAAUUCAUCAUCUAGCAAUAUACGGACACCAAAAAUAGCUACUAGUAAUAUAAAUAAUAGUCAAAAUCAGUUCAAUAUGAAACAUCCAGAAUUUCCUAAUUUUGAUAAUGGUAACAAAAAAUAUUACCAAUACGUUUCAUCUCAAAAGCAACCUUACAACCUGAGAACUUCACAUAGUCGUCCUCAAAUGCUAGGUAGAGAUAACAAUACAAAGCAUCAUUCUUCCUCUAUAAUGCAUCAUCACGCUGAUGCUAGCUAUAGAGUACCUCUUUCUUUUUUACCACCACCACCACCACCACCACCUCCUCCUCCUCCAAUCAAUUUAAAUACCCAAGAUAAUAUAAAGAUGAGACAACAUUCGGCACUGCCUCCUACUUCAUAUAGACUUGAGAAUUUUAUUCCAUUAUCAGGGAAUGACUACUUAUCUUACAUGCCACUACCACCUCAUCCAACUCAGCUGACAAAAACACUAUCAACAGAAGAUCCACAAAGACUAUGGAAAGGUUAUAUGGAAGGACCUCCACUACCGUGGGAGCAUCAAAUGAAUAUUCAUGAUAUGUACACAUCUCCAAACGUCAUUAACCAGAUGAACAUGUUCCCAUAUAAUGAUUUAUUAGAUCAACAGGAAGAAAGACACUCUCCAAAUAUGAACUUAAGAAAUAGGACAUCUGCUACAUCUAAUGUUGGCCCUUAUCAUUACAGUCAUUAAUAUUAAUUACCUGAAAUAAUCCUCGAAAUGAGACCCAAAUUAUAGUCUAUAGGUUUUCUCAUGGUUACUAAUAUAUGCUUAACCAGUUAUUUUGAAUAAUUAAUAUUAUAUGUCAUAAUAAAGUCAACUAU
Messenger RNA from Cokeromyces recurvatus, 901 nucleotides. RefSeq lists its product as uncharacterized. The transcript has a single exon. Lineage: Eukaryota; Fungi; Mucoromycota; Mucoromycetes; Mucorales; Mucoraceae. Bases 138 to 770 code for a protein of 210 amino acids. The record is from RefSeq and is a predicted model, not a curated record.